AUGAUUUUCAAUUUUAAAUUUAAAGAAAUCGUAAUGGUUUAUAAACAUAAUCUAUUAAUUGUUUUUUUGAUAUUUUUUUUGUUUCACAAAACUAUUUGGGCUUCAAAUUCAACACUGCAUUUCUAUAAUAACGAAGGAAAUUUUGAUCUUAAUAUAGAUCAUUUUCAAAGCUCUGAAUUUCUAAAUAACGAUUUUGAUCAACAAGUGACUUUGAAUUAUGACUGUAAAUCUCUAUUCGAAUCAAUUUACUUUGACAGAAAUGCAGGAAAACUUAUCAGCCUAAUAUAUUACUUAGGAAUCCUUGAUAAAUACCAAGAGUUAUCUGAAACGAAUGAUUAUUUACUAGAGUAUAUUAAGGAAGAAGGCCUCAAUUAUUCAAAUAGGGAAAAUCUAACAUUGAAUAAAAAAUUAAUUGUUUUUUUUGAAGGGAGGCGUAUAACAGGAAAUAAGAUAAAUUUAGGAGAGUGUAAAGUAAAUAAAGAUACAGGAAUAUCACUAUUUAAUAUUGGUGAAUCACUUUUACAUUCUGCAGUUAUUUCUGGAAGAUUUAAUGUUGUAAUUUUAUUAUUGCUUACCGGAAUUGAUGUAAAUAUUAAAUUAAGAAAAAACGAAGAAAGUGAUUUACCUAUUUUGGGCUCUAUUGGUGGGUAUAUAGGAGAUUUGGAGGGAAUGACGGCUCUCCAUUAUGCUUCUCUUGUCCAAGAUCUAGAAUCAAUUAAAAUUUCUAAGUUGCUUUUGAAAUUUGGUGCAAACCCUAAUGAAAAGGAUAAAUAUAGAAGAACUCCUCUACAUACAGUUGGGCUAUCCCGAAAUUUACAUCCAAAAAGAAUGGCUUCCUUGCUUCUAGGGGCUGGUGCAAAAAUUAAUACGAAAGACUUCUCAAAAUUUACUCCACUCCAUGUUGCUGCAUCACGAAACAAUAUUCCAAUAGUCAACCUUUUGAUUUCUUUUGACAGUAACAACAUAAAUCAUAACUCAAUAGAACAUUCCGUUGAUUAUGAUGGAAAUACUCCUCUUCAUAUUGCUGCAAUCUAUAAUUCUGGAGAUAUAAUACCGUUAUUAAUUAGAAAUAAAGAAGAUUUACUAAAGGGAAAUUAUCGUGGAUUGUCUCCGUUAGAACUUUCUGCAUUCCCUAUUGGUUUUAGAGCAUUGGACACAUCUGAAGUACCUCCAAUGUCGUUCUCUGCAAUCCAGUCUAGAAUUAAUUCCGAAAUGUUACAGGGAGAAUAUAUGGAUAAACUGAAUGAAUCAUAUUAUAAUACAAUUAAAGGUGGGUAUUUACUAAUACUUCAAAAAAUUAUAUUUACAAUGAGUUCAAAUUUAAAUAACACUUCUAGGCGAGCUUUAGAUAUUAAUAAAGGCAUUAUUCUUGCAGAAAAAAAAGGAAAUUCAAAAAUAUCAAAAUAUUUGAAAUCAUUUGGGUUCACAAUCGUUUGUCCAAACCCCCCUGGCGUUGCAAAUUCAAGUUACAAAUUAAGCGAUACAGUCAUAGGAAAUAAUAUUCGUGUGGGGGAUACAGUUACAUAUGAAUGCUAUGAUGAUUUUGAGCUGGUUGGCUUUUCCACACUAACAUGUAACCUAAGUGACGAUAAUGCAUUUUAUAUCCCUGAAGUCCCUACUUGCGUGGCAGUUACUAAGAAGAACAAGGUGGUAGAUGAAAAUAAAAGUUAUCCGCUUUAUAUUUUCAUUUUAGUUGGUAUUGCAAUCAUUAUUCUACUGAUCUCAUCAAUAGUACUGGCAAAUUCAUGGAAUAAAAGACGGAAAAACAGGAUUUAUGAGCAUCUAUAUAAAGAGAUUUAA
Messenger RNA from Cryptosporidium ubiquitum, 1800 nucleotides. RefSeq lists its product as uncharacterized. Gene Ontology annotation, molecular function: protein binding. The record is from RefSeq and is a predicted model, not a curated record. NCBI's taxonomy places the organism in Eukaryota, Apicomplexa, Conoidasida, Eucoccidiorida, Cryptosporidiidae. The transcript has a single exon. The coding region runs from base 1 to 1800 and encodes 599 amino acids.